AUAUGUUAUUAGAAUGUAUGUGACUCAAACAUUUCUAAUCACUAUUAUUUGAAAAAAAUCGUGAUGGUCCUUCUUACUCCUCUGCUGGGCGCCCCGGGGUAAAAAAUUAAAGUGCUUUUUAAUCACAUUUUCAAGUGGCUCAAAAUUAUGAAAGUUCCAACAUCAUGAAUUAAAAGAUAAUUUUCUUGCAUGCCUAAUACACUGUAAAAUUAUAUGGUGUGUUAAAACUAGUGUAAUUCAUUGUCAGUUUAAAGUUAUGAUUUUUUUUUUGGAUAAGGGUGGCGAUCUUACUCCGUCUUCCCCUACAAUCCCAAAUCACUGUAGCAUGUCUCGUGAUAUAACCCGAUUUGGCCUUAUCAUUUCCAAUUACACUAUUUCAAAAUGAUUCGAAAUAAAUACAGCAGAUAAGAAGCAAAAUAUGUCUUUGUCAAGCUCAGUCUGAGCCAGUCGGUCAGGAGAAUCACGUCGCGUAUUAGCAAACUCGAAUCAGAAUGGAUCGCUGGGUAGGAAAGGUAGCUGUGGUGACCGGUACCAGUUCGGGCAUCGGUGCCGCCAUUGCCAAGGAUUUGGCCAAGGCUGGCAUGGUGGUUGUGGGAUUGGCACGACGGGUGGAGCGUACCGAGGCGUUGAAGGAGGAACUGCCGGAAUCGGCAAGAAAUCGACUCCACGCGGUCAAGUGCGAUGUAUCCAAGGAGGAAGACAUUUUGAAGAGCUUCAAAUGGGUUGAGGAAAAAUUCGGAGGAGUUGACGUGAUGAUCAACAAUGCCGGAAUCAGUCGCCAGACGGAUCUUCUCGAUGCGGGAAAUACCGAAAUGCUGCGGGAAGUGCUGGACACGAAUGUGAUGGGACUGGUACUGUGCAGUCGGGAGGCUUAUCAAUCGAUGAAGAAACGUUCGGUCGAUGGUCACAUCAUUCAUAUCAACAGCAUUGCCGGACACAAGGUGCUCAAUUUUCCUAAAAUAAAUAUUUAUACGGGUUCGAAGCAUGCUGUGACGGCCAUCACGGAAACGAUGAUGAACGAGCUGCGAAACGCCGGGACAAAGAUCAAGGUUACAAGCAUCAGCCCCGGAGCUGUUGAAACGGAAAUCAUCCCGGAAGCCAUGCGCAAUGGAAAAUUUCCAAUGCUGGAAGCCGAGGACAUUUCGGAAGCAGUGUUGUACGCCCUUGGAACCCAUCCACGAGUUCAGAUCCAAGAAUUGACCAUCAGACCAGUUGGAGAAACUUUAUAACCAUUUCUCGUAUCUAUGAAGUGAUGCAAAUUUGUUGUAUUUGAUUAAAUAAAAACGCAUUGUGUUUCCUUAAUGUGGAACAAAUGUUAAAGCCAA
Aedes albopictus (Asian tiger mosquito) is the source of this 1325-nucleotide messenger RNA. RefSeq names its product farnesol dehydrogenase. Gene Ontology annotation, molecular function: oxidoreductase activity. The record is from RefSeq and is a predicted model, not a curated record. Lineage: Eukaryota; Metazoa; Arthropoda; Insecta; Diptera; Culicidae. The transcript is spliced from 2 exons. The coding region runs from base 492 to 1229 and encodes 245 amino acids.